AUGUCGUCCAUGUCUAGAUUUUCUGUAAAGGAUUUCAAGUUAAGAACAUGUGACGCUUUCUGCAGGCCAAGCUCUUCUCUAUCUGCAAGGAGGCUGCAAACUCAUCUGGAUCUUAGAGGUUUACUGUCUGUGCCUGAGAAUGGAAGAAGUUGUGCAAUCCAAAGCAAGCCAUGGAGUCCCAUCGUUGUGCAAUCCAAAUCAAGGAACUCUGAAGUUUUGUGCAAGGCUGCAACAAAUUUAUCUGGAGAUCUUCCCGGUAGCACUUCUAGUGGGAUGAGCCUGUACGAGAGAAUAAUUGAAACUUUGACAACUCUAUUUCCUGUGUGGGUCAUAUUGGGCACCAUCCUGGGGAUCUACAAGCCAUCUGUUGUAACUUGGUUGGAGACAGACCUUUUCACACUUGGACUGGGUUUCCUCAUGCUUUCUAUGGGUUUGACAUUGACCUUCGAGGAUUUUAGACGAUGUUUACGUAAUCCUUGGACUGUGGGUGUAGGAUUUCUUGCACAGUACAUGAUAAAACCUCUGCUAGGCUUUGUCAUUGCCCUGACGCUAAAACUUUCUGCACCUAUUGCGACUGGUCUUAUCUUGGUCUCAUGCUGUCCGGGUGGUCAGGCGUCAAAUGUUGCAACUUAUAUAUCUAAAGGAAAUGUUGCACUUUCUGUUCUCAUGACAACGUGUUCAACAAUAGGGGCUAUUAUUAUGACACCGCUUCUUACCAAGCUUCUUGCUGGCCAGCUUGUUCCAGUUGAUGCUGCGGGCCUAGCAAUCAGCACUUUCCAGGUUGUUUUAAUGCCAACAAUUGUUGGAGUACUGGCAAAUGAGUUCUUCCCCAAAGUCACUUCAAAAAUAGCCUCAGUGACCCCUUUAAUUGGAGUAAUUCUCACCACUCUACUCUGUGCUAGCCCGAUCGGGCAAGUUUCUGAAGUCUUGAAAACACAAGGAGCACAACUAAUACUCCCAGUGGCUGUUCUACAUGGUGCUGCAUUUGCUAUUGGUUAUUUUGUUUCAAAAAUAUCAUUUGGUGAAUCUACUUCUCGUACCAUAUCCAUAGAGUGUGGGAUGCAGAGCUCGGCACUUGGGUUUUUACUUGCUCAAAAGCAUUUUACAAACCCUCUUGUAGCUGUCCCUUCUGCUGUUAGUGUUGUUUGCAUGGCGCUUGGUGGGAGUGCUCUUGCUGUGUUUUGGAGAAACACACCAAUUCCUGUUGAUGACAAGGAUGAUUUCAAAGAAUAA
Molecule: messenger RNA, 1233 nt
Organism: Prunus armeniaca (apricot)
Lineage: Eukaryota; Viridiplantae; Streptophyta; Magnoliopsida; Rosales; Rosaceae
Source: the annotation of a GenBank genome assembly